Messenger RNA from Mercenaria mercenaria, 1825 nucleotides. RefSeq names its product pancreatic triacylglycerol lipase-like. Gene Ontology annotation, biological process: lipid metabolic process. The record is from RefSeq and is a predicted model, not a curated record. Gene Ontology annotation, molecular function: lipase activity. Bases 175 to 1221 code for a protein of 348 amino acids. Lineage: Eukaryota; Metazoa; Mollusca; Bivalvia; Venerida; Veneridae. The transcript has 7 exons.
GUAAAUUGCAAGCAACACAUGGUAAAUAAACAAACAACAAAAUAUGUUACCAAACACGUUCUUACGUUUCGUCUGGUGUUAACUUCGCAAUUCAUUUGGUUACUUGCUGUCAGUGUAGUUGUUUGAGAAAGUUUAAGGAAACCGACAUAUUAAGAGAUCUACGCGGAGCAAGCAAUGGAUUCAAUGGUUUUAUGGUUCACUGUCUUUUGUCUCGUCUUUUCAUUAGCAGAGGGCUGGUUCUAUGACAAAUCAGAAGUAUGUUAUGGAACACUGGGAUGUUUCAAUAACCGGUACCCGUUUACAAACGCGUUGGGGAAGUUGCCAGAGUCACCUGAAGUGAUUGAUACUAAGUUCUUCCUUUUCACUCGGACUUCACCAACGGACUAUGUGGAACUCGUGCCAUCAACCCUAACCGAGCUCAAGCCUAUUAAACUGAUAAUUCACGCGUACACCGAGUCUGCACAAAAGCAAUGGGUUAAGGACAUGGUCGCUGAAUUACUGGAAAAUGGUGACUAUUACGUCAUUGUCGUUGAUUGGAGUAACGGCACAGUAGAGCCUAAAUAUCUGCAAUCGGUUGCUAAUACAAGAGUUGUAGGAGCGGUAGUGGCGCAGCUUCUUAAAACAUUGAGAGAUGAAAACGGCAUCGACCCUACUAACAUGCACAUAAUUGGGUACGGUCUUGGUGCACAUGUAGCCGGAUACGCCGGCGAGAACUUUGAAAAUAUUAGCAGAAUAUCAGGGCUUGACCCAGCUGGCCCAGCAUUUCAGUUUGCUCGCCCGAUUGUUCGUUUGGACCCAACUGAUGCAAGUUUUGUAGACGUCAUCCAUACGAACGGUAAACUUCUAGGUUUAGGCAUUAAGAAGUCGGUUGGCACAGUGGAUUUCUAUCCAAAUGGAGGGAAAGCACAACCCGGAUGUCCAGAAUUCUCUGAUAUAGUUACUGACCUGUUAAACGACGCGGAUUUGCAGGGUGCGAUUGAUGACCUGUUUUGCAGCCAUCAACGUUCAGUGGAGUUUUUCAUCGAAUCAAUAAACACCAUGUGCCUAUUUAACGGAUACCCAUGUCCCGACUUGACCACGUCAAGUUCGUGCAAUUCUUGUGGCACCGGAUGUCACCGGAUGGGAUUUCAUGCAAGCUCUUCAAUGAAUCCGGGACAAUUCUACUUACAAACAAAUUCAGUCGAACCUUAUUGUAUAAUUGACAACUCUUAUGAUGGAUAAAAAUGUUUUAGUAGCGCCAAGUUAGUUACUUAUUCUAUAUUCCUUAAUUUCAUUCGUGGUAAAAUUAUCUUAGUAAUGUGCAAAACUAAGGCUUACCUGGAACAUAUUAAACGCAUUUUUCAACAGAACCCUGCUACAGUAUAAUCUAACUAAAAACCCAAGAAUGAAUAAACAGAUGUUGAACAGGUUACUGUUUAUUUAACCCUCGAUAUUCGCUAGAAAAUAUUCGAUAGAAUACAUAUAUAUAAACAAACUUCUCUGCCAAAAGGAAACACGUGUAACCUGUUACAGUACAGUCUGGCUAAAGUAUGCAUUGGUUGUACAAAAACUGAAUAUGGAAUAAGUAACUAAUUCGCUAGAAACUGUCUGAUGGACUGUCGACAUAGGAAACUUAGAAAUCAUCUUACAAUUUAAGAAACAUUUCCUUGGUAAUUACAGUUGUAGAUCAGUAAAUUAAGCGGAGGAUAUGAUGUCAGUCAAAAAUGAUUUGAGAUCGAUUGAGUUGCAAUUCAAGUUAUGACGUCAUAUUGUUUGACAUUUUUUCAGCAAAUGAAUGUAUUUACCUUGUGUCUUAAUAAUGAAAUUAAAUUAUGCAAAUAAACAA